Molecule: messenger RNA, 1635 nt
Organism: Notothenia coriiceps (black rockcod)
Lineage: Eukaryota; Metazoa; Chordata; Actinopteri; Perciformes; Nototheniidae
Gene: chrna9a
Product: cholinergic receptor, nicotinic, alpha 9a
Exons: 7
Coding region: 1-1623 (540 amino acids)
Biological process (GO): monoatomic ion transmembrane transport
Cellular component (GO): postsynaptic membrane
Molecular function (GO): acetylcholine-gated monoatomic cation-selective channel activity; transmembrane signaling receptor activity
Source: RefSeq, a predicted model, not a curated record
AUGAGGAAGACAGCGCUGAUGCUCUGGAUCAGCCUUUUGGUACAAGUGUCCCACGGGGCUCAGGGUCAAUAUGCCCGCAAACUACUGACUGACCUGAUGGAGGACUACUCCAACGCUCUGAGGCCGGUGGAAGACACGGACGCAGCCCUCAAUGUCUCCCUGCAGAUCACUCUCUCACAGAUCAAAGAUAUGGAUGAGAGGAACCAGGUGUUAACCACAUACCUGUGGAUCAGGCUGGUGUGGCAUGACGCCUACCUGAAGUGGGACAAGGAGGACUAUGAUGACCUUGAGAUGAUAAACAUACCCAGCGAUCUGGUUUGGAAGCCGGACAUCGUCCUCUACAACAAGGCAGAUGAGGAGUCAAGUGCAUCAAGCACUAAUGUAAAGCUGCGGUAUAACGGAGAGAUCAUCUGGGACUCUCCUGCAAUCACAAAGAGCACAUGUGUGGUGGACGUCUCCUACUUCCCCUUCGACUGGCAGCAGUGCAAACUCACCUUCGGCUCCUGGACCUACAAUGGCAACCAGGUGGACAUCAGUUUGGGGAUGGACAGUGGUGACCUGUCUGACUUUGUGGAGAACGUGGAGUGGGAGUGUCACGGCAUGCCGGCAGUGAGGAACGUCAUGAUGUACGGCUGCUGCUCCGACCCCUACACAGAUAUCACCUACACUCUGCUCCUGAAGCGCCGCUCCUCUUUCUACAUCUUCAACCUGCUCCUGCCCUGCUUCCUCAUCUCCUUCCUGGCCCCGCUGGGCUUCUACCUGCCGGCGGACUCGGGGGAGAAGGUUUCCCUCGGGGUGACGGUGCUGCUGGCGCUCACUGUGUUCCAGUUGUUGGUGGCUGAAAGCAUGCCACCUGCAGAGAGCAUGCCCUAUAUAGGAAAGUACUACAUCGCCACCAUGACUAUGAUCACAGCCUCCACCUCUCUCACCAUCUUCAUCAUGAACAUUCAUUUCUGUGGUGCUGAGGCCAAGCCUGUUCCUCACUGGGCAAAGGUGCUCAUCAUAGACUACAUGUCCAAAAUCUUCUUUGUGUACGAGGUGGGGGAGAACUGCACGACUCCAGCGAGUGAGAGGACCCCGCUGUACCCCGAGGAGCCCGCCAGCGAUGACCAUCUCCACGACUGCCAUGACGACAGCGAUCGGCACCAGUACAGCAACGGCCACGCCAUGCCUCACCCCAACAAGCAUCACAAAAUACAAGCGAACGGCAAUGCCAACAAUAGCCGUCACCAUUAUAACAACCACAACAACCAUACAUCCGGAUUAGAGAGGGGCGAGGGGAAGACACCACAGCGCUACCACCACAUCAGGAGGGACGAGCUGGAAUACCAGGCUUCUCCUCGUCCACAAAACCUCCAGCAGCUGAACGGAGGGCUGAAGGAGCAGCUCCUCUAUCCCCCAGAGAAAGUCCCGGCCUGCCCCUGCUGCUGCCCCUGCCUCCAACAUAAACAGUUGGUGAAGAACAUCCAGUACAUCGCCAACUGCUUCCGCGAGCAGAGAGCUACUUGUGUCAAGGCUGCAGAGUGGAAGAAAGUCGCCAAGGUGAUGGAUAGGUUUUUCAUGUGGAUCUUCUUCGUCAUGGUCUUCCUUAUGAGCAUCCUCAUCAUCGCCAAGGCAUCCUGACAGCCUCCUUCC